Aspergillus lentulus is the source of this 789-nucleotide messenger RNA. Its product is annotated as SDR family NAD(P)-dependent oxidoreductase. The record is from RefSeq and is a predicted model, not a curated record. NCBI's taxonomy places the organism in Eukaryota, Fungi, Ascomycota, Eurotiomycetes, Eurotiales, Aspergillaceae.
AUGGCGUCCCAAGUCCAGGGAACCGCAUUCAUCACCGGCGCUGCAUCAGGCAUCGGCAAAGCCACCGCGCACGUCCUCGCAAAGAACGGGAUCAGCGCAGUGGCCCUGGUAGACGUCAACCUUGCACUCCUGGAGGAGACGAAAAGGGAACUACUCUCUGAGCAUGCCCAGCUCCGAGUUGCGGUCUUCGAAGUGGACGUCACAGACGAGGCCUCCGUCGAGGAUGCUGUCCGCAAGACGGCGGAGGAAUUCGGACAGAUCGAUAUCGGGGUGAACGCUGCGGGGAUCAGUGGCAAGCCGGAUCUGUCGCAUGAGACGGAGCUGUCGGAGUGGCAGAGGGUGAUUGAUAUCAAUCAGACGGGGGUGUGGAUGUGUCAGCGGGCGUUGAUCCGGCAGAUGUUGAAGCAGGAGUCUCGAGGGGCGCGCGAAGGACGCGGCACGAUUGUCAAUGUCGCGUCGAUGUAUGGGGUUAGGGCGCCGCCGGGGGCGAUUGCGAUUGCGCCUUAUGUGGCUGCGAAGCAUGCUGUUGUGGGGAUGACCAAGAUGGACGCUAAAUCGUAUGCCGGAGAGGGCAUUCGCAUCAACGCCAUAUGUCCCGGAUGGGUGGAAACGCCGAUGAUAAGUCGGUCGAUCGAAUGCGGCGCUCUCGACUCGCAAUUCGCGAUGAUUCCUCUAGGACGUCCUGCGGCGCCGGACGAGAUUGCCAACGCGAUUCUAUUUCUCGCCUCACCCAUGAGCAGCUACAUGUGUGGGGAAGCAAUGGUGGUAGAUGGGGGGUUGACAGCAUAA